AUGAGCAGCGCCAGGCGUCGCAGCACGGACGCGCCUGGUAGCAGCAGUGCAGCCCGGGGCGGUGGCGGCGGCGCUGGCGGGCCGCCGGGCACCACUCCUGGCUGGCGCUAUACGCUGCGGGUGCCCAGCUGGAGCCAGGCGCAGCUGCCGGAUGGCGACACCGCGGUGUUUUACCAGGUGGAGGUGACGGUACUGCCUCCGCAGGGCGAGCCACGCAAGCGCAGCGUGGGCCGCCGCUUCAGCUCCUUUGUCACGCUGCACCGCAGGCUGCGUGAGGAGCUGGGCCCCGCCGCGCUCCGCGACCUGGACCCGCCGCCCCGCCGCAGCCUGGCUGGCGUCAACCGCAAGCCGGAGCUCAUUGAGCAGCGGCGGUGGGAGCUGGAGCAGUGGCUGUGGCGCCUGACAGAGUCGCCCCUGAUAGCCAACAGUGUCAUGAUGUUUCACUUUUGUGAGCUGGACGCCGCGGCACGCAUGCGCCCGCGGGCGGCGGCGGCGCCACGCGCGUCCCCGGGCUCCGCCGCAGGCGGCGCCGGCGCCAGCGGCGGCGCCUCCCUGCUGGGGAGCCCUGCCGGCAGCCUGGGCACGGCGGCCGCGGCGGCUGCGCCUGCGGCGGGCUUCCUGGGGCCCGGCAGCAGCACCCAGCUGAGCCCCAUGCACAGCUACGCCCCCAGCUGGUCGGGCAGCGAGGCCUCUGAGCUGUAUGGCGAAUCCAGUGCCAGCAGCCUGGCAGCCGCCGCCGCCGCCGCCACCGCGGCCAUCUCCGCAGCCGCCGCAGGCAGCAGCCCCGCUGGCAGGCAGCAUCACCAGCAGCCGGCGCCGCCGGGCCAGCUGCACCAGUCGCUGUCGCUUCAUGCCCGCAGCGACAGCCAGUCUGACAGCGGCAGCUCCCGGCAGCAGGCCGCCCAGCUGCCGGCUAGCGCGGGGGCCGGGGCCCUGGGCGGCGCAGGCCAGCUGCGGCUGGCCCUGCCGGUGCAGCAGCGGGGCGCGGCCAAGGCGGCGGCACGCCAGCUCAGGGAGCAGCUGGCGGCGGCGCAGGCUGACCUGCAGGGACCAUCGCUGGUGACCAGCAGGCCAUUGCCCAGCUGGCGGCGGAGCUGCAGCAGCUGCAGGAGCUGCAGCAGCUGCAGGAGGAGGCGCAGGAGGAGGGCGGCGGCCCUGAAGCAGCAGCUGGCCGAUUUGGAGGCUCAGCGGGAUGAGCUGCUGGAGCAGCAGCAGCAGCAGCAGCAGGUAGCCCAGGAGGCGAGCAGCAGGGAGCAGGAGGCACAGCAGCAGCUGGCGGCGCUUCAGGCGGAGCGGGAUGGCUUCCAGCAGCAGGCGCAGGAGGCGCAGCGCCAGCUGGCGUCGGCCCAAGCUGAGCUGGCGGCGGUGGCGGCGCAGCAGGCGGCGGCGGCGCAGGGCCGGGACGAGGAGCGGCAGCAGCUGCUGGCGGUUCUGGAGUCGCAGUGCAGCAGCCUGCAGGCGCAGCUGGGUGAGGCGCAGGCGGCCGCGGCGGCUGCUGCUGCGGACAAGGAGGCCGCUGGCGCCAAGUCUCGGGACGACUUGAAGCUUCUGGCGAAGGAGGUCAAGACUCUGCGCAAGCAGCUGGCCGCGGCGCAGCAGGCGCAGCAGCAGGAGGGGCAGCAGGCGUCCGCGCCGCCGCAGGAGCAGCAGCAGCAGCAGCUGCUUCAGGAGCGGGAUGCCGAGAUUGCCCGCCUGCGAGAGCAGCUGGCGGCGGCGCAGCUGGCCGCACCCAGCAACGGCAUCACGCCCAAGGCAGCAGGGGUGGUAGCAGCAGGGCAGCCGGCGUCUGAGCAGCUGGAGUCGGUCCUAGAGGCAGCCGGGGCGCUGAAGCAGCUGCUGGGAAGCUGCAGCGUGAACGGCAGCGAGGCGAUGCAUGCUGGGAGCGCGUCCGAGGUUCUGUCGCGCCUGGCUGCCGCCGCUCAGCAGCUGGCCGCCAUUAGGCAGCAGGUGCGCCAGCAGCUGCUGGAGGCUCCGGCAGCAUCUGCAGCGGCGGCGCUGGAGCUGGGAGGCGGCGACGACGGCCGCAGCUCGCCUGCUGCCGCUGCCGGCCCCGAGCGGCGGCUGCGUGAGCUGCUGGCGGGGCUGCUGCUGGAUGCUGCUGCAGCCAAGCAGGAGUCAGCUGACCUCCUGCGCAGCACCCUCACUGUGUCAGCGCAGCUGCAGGGACUGGAGGAGCGGCUGCUCAGCCCCACCGCCAGCCCAGUGCGGCGCGCCCCCACACGCUAG
Messenger RNA from Chlorella variabilis, 2226 nucleotides. RefSeq lists its product as hypothetical. The transcript has 8 exons. Gene Ontology annotation, biological process: protein transport. Lineage: Eukaryota; Viridiplantae; Chlorophyta; Trebouxiophyceae; Chlorellales; Chlorellaceae. The record is from RefSeq and is a predicted model, not a curated record. Bases 1 to 2226 code for a protein of 741 amino acids. Gene Ontology annotation, molecular function: phosphatidylinositol binding.